Chelmon rostratus (copperband butterflyfish) is the source of this 1314-nucleotide messenger RNA. Its product is annotated as serine/threonine-protein phosphatase with EF-hands 1-like. The transcript is spliced from 9 exons. Gene Ontology annotation, molecular function: calcium ion binding; protein serine/threonine phosphatase activity. NCBI's taxonomy places the organism in Eukaryota, Metazoa, Chordata, Actinopteri, Chaetodontiformes, Chaetodontidae. Gene Ontology annotation, cellular component: cytosol; nucleus. The record is from RefSeq and is a predicted model, not a curated record.
AUGAAAGCUGCGGUACGAGCAACACGCAGGAUCCCUUCACAAACAAAGAGGAGGGUUCGAGCUCACUCCACUCUCAUCUACAGAGCUCAUAAAGAGGGCAGUCCGGCUGGGAUGAGGAGUCCAGACUUCCUGAGCAGUCGGCUCUGUUUACCCAAACCGGUCCUGCUCAGACCGGUGAGCUCAGAGGCUUCCCGCCUGUCCAAAACCAACAGACUGAGGGCCAUCACUCUGCAGGAGGUCAACGCUGCUGUCACACUCACUCACGGCUGCAAGAUCCUCCAGCUGUUUCAGGAUGUUUUCAGCCUUCUGCUCAUUGCGACAGUCACUGACGAUAAGAUCCUGAUCGUUCACGGUGGGAUUUCAGACCAGACCGGCCUGGACUACCUCAGCACCAUAGAGAGGCAUAAGUUUCCCAGAUGCAGUUUGGAGGAGCUGGACCUCGGUCAGACCAGCAGACAGAUGAAAAGAAUGAGAUCGAGCGACGGCUCUCGUCCCAGCAGCAGUCGCAGCUACAGCAAGAACCAAACAACCCAGAACUGUCGAAAGAGGCGAUGCAGGCUCACCCGACAAGACAGCAACGUCUCCACUUCCUUCUCCUCGUCCUUAUUUUCCUCGUCUUCCUCCUCUCUCUGCUCUCCCCGAACUCUGUUCUGCCUCAGCCUCGUGCGUACCCGUCUUCUCCAAUUGCCUUUCCUGGACUCCCUGUCCUCUGUUCCCCCUCCUUCACCUCCACAACAUGAACAAGAAAGGAAACAGAUAGUGGAUAUAUUGUGGAGUGACCCUAAAACCAAAGAGGGCUGCAGUCCCAACACAUUCAGAGGUGGAGGCUGCUACUUCGGCCCUGACGUCACCCGCAGACUGCUGCUCCAACACGGACUCCAGCUCCUCAUCAGGUCCCAUGAGUGCAGACAGGAGGGAUAUGAGCUCUGUCAAGGUGGACAGGUGAUCACCAUUUUCUCAGCGUUGAACUAUUACGAGGAGGGAAGCAACCGCGGCGUGUACUUCAAAGUGGGUACAUUGAUGACAAUAGAAGCUCAAUCUUAGUGAAUGAUCCGUGUUUGCAUGUGUGUCUGCAGAGUGCGAGCUACUGAAGGCACCGCUCUCAGGGCCCUGAAGGAGAAGCUGUUCACCCACCGCUCUAAGCUGAUGUCGGGCUUCCAGCAGUACGACCAGUACAACACGGGUAGAGUGUCCGUCAGUGAAUGGGCUCAGGUGUUGGAGUCUGUGCUGAGGCUGGAGCUGCCCUGGAGGACACUGCGUCUGCACUUAGCCCGUCUGACACCAGAUGGCAGUGUGGAGUAUUUACAGCUGUAA